CCAGCCUGUCUAUUUGCCUGCUGAAACUGGGCACGGGGAAAAAACAGCAGAGAAAGGUUCAAACCUGGCAAUACGGAUACACAUGGAGCCUCUAUCAGCGCAACUUCCCAUCUCUCCUCUACUUUAAAUGAUACGCUUCUGCAUAUAGUGUAGAAAUAGUAAUACUUUCUGAAUUCAUCUGCUGACCUUUUUUCACGUGUAUGUAUUUCCUCAUUUGGACCAAAAUUAACAUGGAUUUAGUAAUCUGAUUAAGUAUAGGGGGACUCAUUUUUUUCGUGGAACUGUCUUUUAUCUGCAUCCCAUAACGAGCAUCACCAUGGACGUUUUGGCGAACUAUAGUAUUUUUCAGGAACUUCAGCUCGUGCACGAUACCGGCUACUUCUCCGCGAUGCCCUCGCUGGAGGAGAACUGGCAGCAGACGUGUCUGGAGCUGGAGCGCUACCUGCAGACGGAGCCCAGACGCCUGUCCCAGUUCUUUGACCAGGAGCUGGACUGCCUGCUGACCCCCGCCUACCUGAAGGAGGACAGCGAAGAGGAGCUGAUGGACCCCCUCCUGCCCAACCUCCCCGAGGACCCCCCCAGCCCCCCGCCCCUCCUCUGCCCCUCCCGGAAGCACCUCUCCCCCUCCUCCGGACCCAGGAAACCAAGGCCCGGGGCCGGGGACAGGACGGGGGUGGCAGGGGUCCACCAAGCUCAGCUGAGCGCCGUCACCUCCCUGACGCCCCCGUCGUCCCCAGAGCUGGGGCCGCACCUGGCCAAGCCCGCCCACACCCUGAGGGCCUCGGCCGACGGCACCCUCACCCUCAAACUGGUGGCCCGGAAGAUGGGCCUCAGCGCAGCCAGGCUGGUGGCCGCCCACGCGCUUCCCCUGCCGGGCCGGCCCGCCGGGGGGAACCCCGAGGAGGAGGAGCCGGGAGCCACCUGCGUGAUCGGGGUGGGGGACAUUCCCGAGAACAAGAAGAGGGUCCAUCGCUGCCAGUUCAACGGCUGCAGGAAGGUUUACACCAAGAGCUCCCAUCUGAAGGCGCACCAAAGGACACACACAGGUGAGAAGCCCUACAAGUGUUCGUGGGAAGGCUGCGAGUGGCGAUUUGCCAGGAGCGAUGAGUUGACGAGGCACUACCGCAAACACACCGGCGCUAAGCCUUUCAAGUGUAACCACUGUGACAGAUGUUUCUCCCGGUCAGACCACUUGGCACUACACAUGAAGAGGCACAUCUAAGGAGGAGGAGGAACAGGAGAGGGAAAGGAGGAUAAGAGGAGAGGAAGAGGAGGACAAGGCGGGAGGAAAACAAGAUGGCUGCCCGCCAAGCUCCCGAGAUGUGGAGAGGUGGAGUGCCGGAACUGAAGCCUGGUCUCGUCAGGUGGCGGGAGAGGCUGGGGGAGGCUGGGGGAGGCUGCACACAGCAGCGUUGUCACAUGGAACAGAGACGUGUAGAUUUGUGUACAGACAAACCGCCCAUGACUGUCUUGGCGUCCUGGAAAUGGGACCUAGCCAGGUCUUUAUGCCACAGUUAUUCAGUGGCACAACACCAACUGCCCCCUGGGAUGUGUGUGACUGGAACGUCAGGGAGAUCUGCACCCUCUUGUCAUCUGUCAUGCUCCUGAAGGUUACCUUUCACGAGGAGCUACUACCAGCAACCACGAGGUGACUCUAUCAAUCCAACCAGGUGUCUUUCUUAACGACAGGUCACAUUGUACAGACAUGGCGACAAGCCCUUAGCAGACGCUUUGCGGUGUGAUUACGUAUGACAUUCACAAACUUGCCCUUCUCCCCCUCCAUCGCUUGUCCUGUUUCUCUCAGUUCCUCUCCGCCUGACAGCUGCGCAACUGACACUUUUGAACCUUUUUGUAGAACCCCCCCCCCUGUCCAGAACGGGAUUGUCUUGAAACUCACCAAACGUUGGCUUACAUGCUGCUCCGACAUGGACUGCCAUAUGCACAGAAGUAGUACAAGCAGCUAACUGCGACAGAAGCACAGACAGCUAAAAGAAACUCAAAAAUGUGUAAAGAUUAUUUUCUUUCGAAUACCGCCCCAACCCCCUCCUCCUAUGACCGAUUGAAAGUUGAAGGACAGAUCCCGUCAUUAAAAAAAAAAAAAAAAAAAAGAAGAAGAAAGAUUGAGAAUGUUUGCUGAUGUUAUCUUGUGUGUGUGAGACAGACUGUAUGGGACUGGUCAGAGCCUGGCUGUGGUUGGGACCCGAUAGUGCUCACAGGAGGGCUUCACACUUUUUCCCGGACAAAUGGCACUAACCAUGUGUGCUCGUCUUGGGAGCUCGAGGCGGACGCAGCGCGCGAUCACACGAUGUGCUUCUCUCUAUCCAACAUCAGACUGCAUUCCUGCUAAUGUCUAAAGUUCAUUUCUAUGGGCAGAGAUCAUUCCACCUAUGAUGUGGGAUUACUAUGGGGGACUGUGGGGAUACUGAUUUGUGUACAAUCAAAGGGGAUUGGGUGGCUCUCUCAAGAGCAAAUAAAUGUGAUGAAUGUACUGUUUUGUCAAGUUUGUGCAUGACACUGGAACCAGAGAGAACAUUAGAGGAGUUGGAUAUUAGUACAGUUUAUAGGUGGCACUGGUAAACACAUUACUGACAGUGUGGUCAUGAGUAGUGUCAGUCAAUUGUCUCAUAUAGAAAUAGCCAGAUGUAGAAAUUCCCUUGCCCUCAGCCGAAAUACCGACCAAACAUUUGUUUGUUGUCAUAGACAUUUUUUGUUAUCCCUGGUGGCCAUUUUGACAUCUGUUCUGUUAGCAUCAUCCCACAGCUGCCCACCAACUUGGCUGACAUUGACCAAUGAGAGGGUACUCUGACAGCAGGGUUACCUAGGUAAUGAGAGGGGAAAUAUGCGCCCUCAGCAGUGGUCAGUGUUGUCCGGGCCCAAAAACAGGAUGCAAUGGCGUGCGACCUCUCUCUCUCUCUCUCUCUCUGGUCAUGCUGACUGAGAGGUCACACCCCUCUGCUGACCGACACAGUCCAUUUCCCAGACGUGGUACUCUAAGUGUUAUCCUUCCCACUACACGCUCUCUCAUGCUGCAGCAUCAGUGCCCCAGGCCUGAAGACCUCCAGGGGUAGCCUUGCAUGACAGACAGCAAAGGGGAUGCUUUAAGGCACACCUUCACGAUGUCAAUUAUUUGCAAGUAGUAAAGAGAGAAAAGGAGAGAGGGGGGGAGGGCAAACAAGGAACACUUCCUAGGAGAAGAUACCGUUUAGUCCUGUCUCAUCUGUUUAACAUGAAGGGGACAUAAAGUGUGAUGGAGACCAAAAAUGGGAACAGGAAAUGGAGGACAUAUUUGAGAGAAUUAGACCCUUAAAAGGAGCCUGAAUAAUCACUAGCAGCUUUGCGUGCUAUUCAGAAUUGAUGGGUGAGACACUCAUAUGAACUGGCUGUGUUAGAUAAACAAAUGUUUUAUGUGAAUUUGGGCUCAUAAUUAAGGGGUGGCCCAUAUAUUUGAGGUUUUGAUGGUACUGUACUGUAUGUGUUACUUGAUGCGUAAUUCAUAACAGGAUAGACCGAUCCCAUCAUGGCUGGAAACACAAGUCCAACAGGCUUGGUUUGAAGCCAUCCCACCUUACUGGGUAGAAAUAUACCACACACAGCUGCAAUGUGCGUUAAAGGGAACGAGACAUUAGCUAGUUACUGUUGUUUCUCAUUUUACUACAGUUGUGGGUCUCCUGCUGCAUAUUGAUGAAUGAUUGUGUGUUAUCUGCUGUGCCUGUGUGUGUUGUUGUCUGUUAUUGCAGUCAGAGACUUACCAAACCUCUCUCGCACACACAUUCUCUCUCUCUGGGGCAAAUCUUUGGGAUAAAACCACUUGGAGCUGUUUUGGGUCCUGUCAAACAUAUUUUCAGGUGAUUUGGUGGCGUUUGUGUGUCCUAUACAUUGGGACUACAGGGCACUUUGUGUCUGUAAAUUCCCUGUAUGCGUUCAGUGAAUUGCUGUAACCAUGUGGCAGAACCUUGGACACAAACGGACGAACAACAGGCAUCGCUGUGCAUCUCUUUUCACAGGGUGCUUUCAUCUCUGUGGGUUUGACAUCUGUGAAACAGCAUCAGUGUACAUUGGUGUGUGAAAAUAUAGGAAUGAGUAUACCAUCGUGAGCCACAUACUACUAGUACCAAGUCUUAAUCUCAGAUGGGAAACUGCUCCUUCUUUUUACCAGCAUCUCCUCCCCCAUCCUCCUCUAGAACACUCUCUUCUAUCAUCUGUCUAAUCUGUUCAUCCAUCUCUUUAUCCACUUUCGCCUCUGUUCUUAUUCUCAUGUUUCUGUACAAAGUGUUUGAAAAUUAUUAUUUGUAUAUUAUGAUGUGAGUAUAAUAAUGUUCUUUGUUAUGGAAAAAGGAAAAAAUUAUUUUUGUUACUGGUUUGUUUCAUAAUUCUUUUUUAAAUUGGUAUUGUAAUAUCUCUAUGCAAGAACUGUUCAGUGAAUCCUUUUUAUUUAAGAAUGUAAUGUGUAGUAAAUUGUAGAAUCAGUUUGGUGUGUGGCAUCUCUCUUCUUAAAGCACAUAUGCUAGUUUUGAUGUUAUGAGUAAUAUGGUGCAAUUCAUCUCGCGCAUUCCUAACAGCUCUAUUCUUCCUCCAGUUUAUAUUAGAAAUUGCUCGCAGGUUUUCUCAAAGCUUUUCUAUAACCAAAUGAUAUACUCAUGAAAGGCCAGGGUGUGUUGAAGACAGAGACGGUAUUUCAUAGUGGAACAUCAGCACAGCAUAUAGACGCCCCCCUAUGAGCACAGAACAGGAGAGAGAUGCUCCUGGAGAUUGGCGCGAUAAGGGAUCCAACAUUCUCACUCACAGACACACUGCUUGUUAAAAACAAACUCUUCUUACCAAGGUGAUGACUUAUCUGGCAUUGGUGCAGCCUUCUGACCGUGACUAACUGAUAAAAGGAUAAUCGAAUAACUAAUGGCUAAUUAGGGAGCAAUUACGUGCUGUUAAAUGGCCCUGUGCAGUGUAUUAAUUCUGUUUCUAUCUGGCAGGGGGCUACUCUCAUAAGGUUUCUCAUUAAAUGCCCCUAAUUGAAAUGGGCACCCUCAUCAAGUAGCUUACAUGUGUCUGUCGAACGUAAUGUGCCUCUAUAUGUAAUUGCAGACAUCACAUUGCCUGGUAUCUACUAGUCAUUGCAUAUAGAUCAAUCAGCCAGACAGGUUAUGAAAUUGAAAAUGAGACUCAUUUUCACUCCCAGUCCCUUUGACAUCCCAUGAGUAUUUUUCAAUAUGAACAAAGAGACCCUGCCAUCAUUUUGAUCCCAAGGGGCCAUAUUGGGACUGACAACAUACGAGAAAUUGUAUUAUACCAAGAAAACCUGUUUUGAGAUUCAGCAUGAUAAGUUCACAGUUUUGAAAAUGACUAUCAUGAAAUAUCCCACUAAAUAAUCCAUGAUACACAACAAAUAAACCUAUUGAUG
This is a messenger RNA of Hypomesus transpacificus, 5395 nucleotides long. RefSeq names its product Krueppel-like factor 7. Bases 317 to 1222 code for a protein of 301 amino acids. NCBI's taxonomy places the organism in Eukaryota, Metazoa, Chordata, Actinopteri, Osmeriformes, Osmeridae. The record is from RefSeq and is a predicted model, not a curated record. Gene Ontology annotation, biological process: regulation of transcription by RNA polymerase II. Gene Ontology annotation, molecular function: RNA polymerase II cis-regulatory region sequence-specific DNA binding; DNA-binding transcription factor activity, RNA polymerase II-specific. The transcript is spliced from 4 exons.